UGCAAUAUAUGAAGUUUUGAGCUGCAUGUAUCUAUCCUGGUUUUCCAACAAAAUGACCUAAUUAAGCUGUUAGUCUGAAAUGGAAAUCAUAAUUUUGAUAUUGAUCAGAAACUGAUUUUGGGGAGGAUUUUGGCUAAAAUAACACGUCUGCUUGCUUGUUGCCAGGCGCUGGAUGACCAUACCUAAACAAUGUCUGUACCACGUGGAGCUGUCCAUGCAAAAUGGAUAGUAGGGAGAGUAAUAGGAACUAAAAUGCAGAAAACUGCCAAAGUGAGAGUGACAAGGCUUGUGCUAGAUCCGUACUUCCUGAAGUUCUUUAACAAACGAAAAACCUAUUUUGCCCAUGAUCCGUUGCAGCAGUGUGUUGUUGGAGACAUUGUUCUUCUGAAGGCUUUGCCUGAGCGAAGGAGCAAACACGUGAAACAUGAACUGGCUGAAAUUGUUUUCAAGGUUGGAAAAGUCAUAGAUCCAAUAACAGGGAAACCCUGUGCAGGAACGAGAUUCCUUGAAAAUCUGUCAGAUUCAGAAAAUCUGACCGAGGCAGAUACUACGUAUCUCAGUGAAAAACUUCAGGAACUUAAAGUUUGCUCAACAGACAAAUAGGGGAGAAGUAUUUAAACCGAGAGCCCUGCUGUUGUAUGUUACAUGUUUCAGUGAGAUCUGUAGCCCAAAUAAAUAGUAAACAUAGUUGCUUAUAACAAGAGAUAUCAAUCUUAGACAGAUUGAUAGGCACCUCAAAUCUUUAAAUUAAAAUAAGAGAAAACAGUUUAGUGUUAACAGUUCAUUUUGUUGCAUGUAGUUUUUCCCCAAGCCUUGACAGGUCUAAAAGCCAACUGCUCACCUGGAAUGACUCUUCUGUAUGGAGAAAGACAAGAAUAUAACUGUAUAAUGUUUAGGUUUGGUGGGAGGGUUAUACUAUUUGAUCUGUAUUUCAGACAGUUUUUUGUGGUUUCUGGGAUUACUUAAGAUAAUGCUAUUAAACCUUUUAAAAGGAAGUGUAGAAUUAUAAAAC
Pezoporus flaviventris is the source of this 1012-nucleotide messenger RNA. It is a transcript of the gene MRPS17, whose product is annotated as mitochondrial ribosomal protein S17. The transcript is spliced from 2 exons. Gene Ontology annotation, biological process: mitochondrial translation. The record is from RefSeq and is a predicted model, not a curated record. Bases 190 to 603 code for a protein of 137 amino acids. Gene Ontology annotation, molecular function: structural constituent of ribosome. Lineage: Eukaryota; Metazoa; Chordata; Aves; Psittaciformes; Psittacidae. Gene Ontology annotation, cellular component: ribosome; mitochondrial small ribosomal subunit.